AUGUCAACGGGAGAAGAAGAAGAUUUGUCAGAACGCGGGUGUCGUCGUUGGACGGCGCACCGCAACCCCGAUGAGGGGGAGACCACCGGGUCGAUGCGUGAGGGCGCUCUUGCGAGGCCCACCACCUUCCUCCAGCGGGUGCCCAGCCCCUGGCAGUCAUCGUUUUAG
Coniophora puteana RWD-64-598 SS2 is the source of this 168-nucleotide messenger RNA. RefSeq lists its product as uncharacterized. The transcript has 2 exons. Bases 1 to 168 code for a protein of 55 amino acids. The record is from RefSeq and is a predicted model, not a curated record. NCBI's taxonomy places the organism in Eukaryota, Fungi, Basidiomycota, Agaricomycetes, Boletales, Coniophoraceae.